Messenger RNA from Molossus molossus (Pallas's mastiff bat), 135 nucleotides. Its product is annotated as thymosin beta-4-like. Gene Ontology annotation, molecular function: actin monomer binding. NCBI's taxonomy places the organism in Eukaryota, Metazoa, Chordata, Mammalia, Chiroptera, Molossidae. Gene Ontology annotation, biological process: actin filament organization; regulation of cell migration. Bases 1 to 135 code for a protein of 44 amino acids. The transcript has a single exon. Gene Ontology annotation, cellular component: cytoplasm. The record is from RefSeq and is a predicted model, not a curated record.
AUGUCAGAGAAACCUGAUAUGGCUGACACUGAGAAAUUUGAUAAAUCAAAAUUGAAGAAAACAGAGACGCAAGAGAAAAAUCCAGUGCCAUCAAAAGAAAUGAUUGAACAGGAGAAGCAAGCAGGCGAAUCGUAA